CCCGCCACGCAAGAAUGCCUAGAAUACGUGAGCACACCAACAGACAUGCACACACACGCAGACACGCACGUAGAGCUUUUCGUUGGUCGGUGCGGUGUUGGAUCCGUUCAAUCAAUCGCCGUUGUCGAAGUGUGGCCAGAAGUCCUUGUGUUCGAUGAGCGUGACGUAGAGGUAGUACGCCAGCCAGAACAUCAGCAGCCGGAACACCGACGAGUUCAGGACUAUCUGACCACACAAACAAACGGCAAAGAGCCCAAACAGACACAUGUGGCACACACACGCGCCCACGUAUGCUCACCCUCAUUGGUGCCGGCAGUUUGUAGUUCUUGACCAAUCCCGUGAAGGCCAUCAGCAGCUUCCGCUGCCACCUGCCACACACACACACACAUACACACACAUACACACACACACUUCCAAACCCAGACAGACGAACACACCGACAAGUGCGCCGGCCGCACCUUUCGUCUUGUUUGUCGCCGUCCCUCCGUUUGUCCAUUUGUUUGGUGAGUGAGAUGAUCUCCUGGUCGGCCUCGUACCCACGGCUGCGGCCAUCCGUCCGCACCGAACGCUCCUCGCCUUCACGCAGGGGUGAAUGGGUAUACAAGGACAGCACUCAUCUGUGUGUGUGUGUGCUCACCCAGCAGGCGACCAAAUCGCGUCUGUUCUGGCUGCUGUUCUUUGCCUUUGUCUUCUUUCCUGCCUCCAGGCUCCUGCUCCUGCUGCUGCUGCUCACCGUCCUGCUGUGCGCUGAUUGAGUCAGUCAGAGCACCCACACACACACAGACACACACACAGACACACAGACAGACAGGGACUCUGUGUGGACAGGUACCUGUCCUUGUCUGUCUGCGUUUGCGCACCUGUUGGCCAGCAGCAACCGUCGUCUUCUUCUUCUUUUGAGGACACACGAAGAGGGAUGAGUCGGCACGGCUGCGCACACACGUCCACACACAUCUAUCCAUCCACGCCAUACACACGAGCACACCCCGAGGGUGUGCAAUGCAGGCAGGCAGGCAGCCAGGCCGACCUCUGUGUCUGUGCACGGCAGCUGCAGGGAAAGGCAGACAAGGGACCACAAACACACUGUCAGCCGGACAGCGGCAGAUCUGAUGUUGACCAACAUGAUGAUGGCCGGCGAGCGGCAAUGAACAAAGCGAUACCGACAUCUCCCACACACCUCCGCGCACACCCUCAGCAGCAAUAACCAGCCAGGUCACAG
Vitrella brassicaformis is the source of this 1219-nucleotide messenger RNA. The record is from the annotation of a GenBank genome assembly. Lineage: Eukaryota; Vitrellaceae.